Parnassius apollo (apollo) is the source of this 642-nucleotide messenger RNA. Lineage: Eukaryota; Metazoa; Arthropoda; Insecta; Lepidoptera; Papilionidae. The record is from the annotation of a GenBank genome assembly.
AUGAAGUCUAUUCUAUUGGCGGUGGUGACUUUCAUUUGCAUAAAAUCCGGCGCUGCCGAUGAAACAAUAACUGAGGGCACCGAACUCGUAUUAACCUUCUUGGUCCAUAGGCAUGGAGACAGGACCCCGGUUAAAUCCACGAUGGGAUUAAGUGACAAUCCAGAAGCUUUAGAAGAACUAAUACGCCCUUACGGAUAUGGACAGCUAACAAAUGUCGGAAAACGCCGAAGUUUCGAGAUGGGUAAAUUUAUUCGCCAUCGAUAUGGUGAUCUUAUAUCCUCGCAGUACAACUCCUCCGAACUCUAUUUGCGGUCAACGGACUCCACUCGUGCUAAAAUGACGGCGUUGGUAGCUAUGGCUGCUGUCUACCCCGCAAAGGGUCAAGAAUGGAUGGAGGAUAUAAACUGGGUGCCUGUACCUUAUACAACUUUACCAGCGAAAUAUGAUUAUAACCUUGCCGUGUUAAACUGCCCCACGCUGAUCAUGGCCUACAAGAAUGCAUCAAAUUCCCUUAAAAUGGAACAGUACAGCGAUUCGUUUGAACAGUUUGGACAAAACGUAUCUGCGCUGAAGCAAGAACCACUCCUCACUUACUUGAUGUAUGAUGUAUAUCGCAGUCAGGCUAAUCUUUGCAAUGGCUGA